UCGUGGAGGCGCUCAGAACCACUAAUUGUGCACCGACUUCACCUCCUGCCAUUUGAAUUUAAAAAUAGCGCUGCGAGGAAGAACGCAGGGGGAAGCGGGACCCCAAAUUCACCUGGGUGUCGGCUUUCUGACCCCGCAGUGGAAACCUGGCCCAAGGUAUUUAAUCGGUACAAGUAGCUCUGUGCUGCUGGAAAAUGAACGUGCCACACUUAUCUCUUUCCAGUUCCUGCCAGACCUCAACAAGCAACUAAAGAUCCACCUACAGAAAAAUCAGUAACCGGAUUUAAGUCAUCCCACAGAGUAUCAAAAUGCUGCCAGUCCGCACACCUUUCGCUGUCAGGAAUGAGAAUGUCGUCUCUGCUCAGAUGAACAAGAUCUCCCUGAAGGAGAAUACGCCACCUUCCUUGAACAGCACUCGGAUCCUGGCCAGUAAAACUGCCCGCAAGAUUUUGGUGGAAGCCGAUGUGACGGUGAAAUCUGAAAACUCGAGGUUAGACGAGGAGCCUUUGUUGAGGGAAAAUCCGCGCCGUUUUGUUAUCUUUCCUAUACAGUAUCACGACAUCUGGCGGAUGUAUAAGAAAGCAGAGGCGUCUUUUUGGACGGCAGAAGAGGUUGACCUCUCAAAGGAUCUCCAGCACUGGGAUUCCCUGAAGUCUGAAGAGAGACACUUCAUUUCUUACGUCUUGGCAUUCUUUGCAGCAAGUGAUGGCAUUGUAAAUGAGAACUUGGUGGAACGUUUCAGUCAAGAAGUGCAAGUAACUGAAGCUCGUUGCUUCUACGGAUUUCAAAUCGCUAUGGAAAAUAUUCACUCAGAAAUGUACAGUCUUCUUAUUGAUACUUAUAUUAAGGAUCCUAAGGAGAGGGAGUAUCUGUUCAAUGCAAUUGAAACUUUGCCCUGUGUGAAAAAGAAGGCUGACUGGGCACUGCAUUGGAUUGGUGACCGUCAAGCAACAUUCGGAGAGCGAGUAGUAGCAUUUGCUGCUGUUGAAGGAAUCUUUUUCUCUGGAUCCUUUGCUGCUAUUUUCUGGUUGAAGAAACGAGGUUUAAUGCCUGGGUUAACGUUCUCCAAUGAACUUAUCAGCCGAGAUGAGGGUCUACAUUGUGACUUUGCCUGUCUGAUGUUCAAACAUUUGGUACACAAACCUUCAGAAGAGAGGGUGCGGUCAGUCAUUCAGAACGCUGUCCAAAUUGAACAGGAAUUUCUGACCGAAUCUUUGCCAGUAAACUUGAUUGGGAUGAACUGCAUCUUAAUGAAACGUUACAUUGAGUUUGUAGCUGACAGAUUGAUGUUGGAACUGGGUUUCAGUAAGAUCUAUAAAGCUGAAAAUCCAUUUGACUUCAUGGAGAACAUUUCUUUGGAAGGCAAAACUAACUUUUUCGAAAAGCGUGUUGGAGAAUACCAGAGAAUGGGUGUGAUGGCUAAGACAGCUGAUAAUGCAUUCACACUGGAUGCUGACUUUUGAAAGGACUUGGAGAUUUGCAUUUGUCUGCAAAUUGGAUUGAAAAACCUACUUGAGCUAGUGUUUUCAGAUCACUGACUGGUUUGGUCAGUAAGCCUGUAUGACCUAUGUUUCAAUUAGUGAAUUGCACAUUGUCUUUUAAUAGGUUCCAAAAACAAGGUGGGAGAUAUUCACAUUACCUCCAGAUAUGUAAUUGUAAAAUUAUAUAGUUUACAACAGUAAUAACUACAUUGGUGCAAGAAUAUUUUGGUUGUACGGUGGUAUUAAGUAGUCAAUGGUUUGAGUAACCAAAAUGUUUUCUUUUGUUUAAUAGCUGUUUGCAAUAAUUUUUAAAAUGUACAUAUUUUAAUGAAAAUGCACUUUCUGAAUAAAAUUCAAAACUUG
Molecule: messenger RNA, 1844 nt
Organism: Carcharodon carcharias (great white shark)
Lineage: Eukaryota; Metazoa; Chordata; Chondrichthyes; Lamniformes; Lamnidae
Product: ribonucleoside-diphosphate reductase subunit M2
Exons: 12
Coding region: 309-1463 (384 amino acids)
Biological process (GO): deoxyribonucleotide biosynthetic process
Cellular component (GO): cytosol
Molecular function (GO): ribonucleoside-diphosphate reductase activity, thioredoxin disulfide as acceptor
Source: RefSeq, a predicted model, not a curated record